AAAACUUAACCAACUUCACAAAAGGCGAGAGCAUAUAAUCAAAUCCAUAUUUAUUCAACACUUUUUAUAAUUUCGACAAUGUUAACUUUACCAAACAAACAUCAAAAUAAAAAUAGAGCGGAGUCAAAUCAAAACGAACAGAUGAGCAGUUUAUUGUCAACUUAUGGCAAAGUUAAAGUUGUGGGCCAUUAUAGCAAUUGCAUUAGGCGCUACGUUAUUAGCUUUUGUGAUUACUAUUCUACUAUAUAAGAUUAUUAAACGACGUAACAAAGUUUUAUUUACUUGGAUUGACAAGCUCGGCAUCCCUUUUGCAAAACCAGGACAACCAGAAAAUGAAAAUACAAAAACAGAACAAUUGAGACCUCGCAUUCAAGUUCCACUGAACCCAGCGAGAGUUUCUAAAGAAAACAAUGGCUUCGAAGAAAGCCAGAACGACUUUUCUGAACCCUCAAAUGAGAAAGGUGAAGAAGUCAAUCCUUUUAAAAGGUUAGAUCCACUAGGAAUCCCAAGAGCAAGAAGAGCAGAUGAUAACGUUCAAGGAAAGAAACCACCAACAAGUCCGUUACCAAGUCCGUUACCAGCUAUACUUGUUGAAGACAUUAAUAUAGAAGAAAAUGAAAUUCACAACAACUAGUGUUAGUAAACACAUAGAAAAAGUUGUCAAUCAAUAAAACUGUUGAUGCAAUUAAUUCUACCCAAAUCUCUUUUCGAUAAGAAAUAUGCAGGCUGAUAUUUUCUAAUUUAUAUUCAAAUUGCAUGACGACUUAACGACCACAAAGCAGUCAUGAAGGAUCCAAGAAAUAACUGUCAAAAUCUGCAAAUUGCUUUAACUAAACAUAAAGUUAAUUAAAAACUUUGUUUUUUAAAUUUAUUUAAUAAGGUGGUAAAA
This is a messenger RNA of Hydra vulgaris (swiftwater hydra), 889 nucleotides long. RefSeq lists its product as uncharacterized. The record is from RefSeq and is a predicted model, not a curated record. Lineage: Eukaryota; Metazoa; Cnidaria; Hydrozoa; Anthoathecata; Hydridae.